UUCAAAGCAGGCUGCUGGCCAUAGUUCCAACAUCGAGCCUUCUUCAGUUCGCUCAUGUUGCACCAUACAGUUUUGGGGAUGACUCAAGACCCACCGGAAUAACGACUGUUGGUGAAAAGCUGUGUGGUUCUGUACACAACUGCCUGCACCGACCCAUGGGACUCGUCCCAUUCGAUAAAAAACAGUGAAAGGCAUACAUUUUUCUCGGAUACAUGUAUUUCUUCCUUUCUCGUCUUUUCUCAUCCAUCACUCUCCACUGAAAAACUUACUUCCACCCUCGCAAUACUUCCACGAAUAUCUCCACGAGCACACAUCAAAAUGUCCAACGUCACCUCUACACUGGCUAAGCGCUUCAGCGCCCGCACCAUUCCCCUACCAGUCAUAUCCACGCAGUACGCUGUAUUCUCCAAGCCCAUUGAUGUCGACGCCAUCAAGCAGCGUGCGACGGACUGGGAACCUACAAUCGAUUUCACGGACCUCAAGAUGAGAAGCACAGAUCAAGGUUGCGACGACAACAACGAGCCAGGGCUCGCACACAUGGUCACGUACAGUACCUCUGAUCCUGGGGCCAGCUCUCCACUGCUGCUGAGCAGCGCACUGCCGAUUUCAGUCUCUUCUCUUGCGGGGAAUGCGGCGACGACCUCCACCCCGGAUCAUCACGAGAGGGCUCGACACAACACUGCAAUUGCUGGUCUGGAGUUGCGAACGGAGUUGACUAUCUCUACCCUGCAUCACGCAAUCGAAGUUCAGCAAACCACUCCCGCCCCUACCGUGGAUGGCACGAAGUUCAAGCCCUGGCCGUACUCACUGCCAAAGCCACUGCAGCCAAAAGGGGGUACGACGUAUGAUCUGAUGUACGGUGAGGGCGUUGGUGUUGGUGAUGGACAGGUGGGGAAGAUGAGGAUUGGGGUGCUGCAGAAGGUGUUGUAUGGGGUUCCGGGAUCGGGCGAGAAGGAGGGUGAUGGCGAGGAGGGGCAUGAGGGCAAGGGCAAGGGCAAGGGAUUGUGGGAGAAGAUUGUGUGUGGGGUGCAGGAGGGGGAUGGGAAGGCUGGGUGCUGAGUUGGGCAGUGUUGCUUAUUUGUUAUAUUGCAUGCUCUAUGAGGCU
Macroventuria anomochaeta is the source of this 1105-nucleotide messenger RNA. RefSeq lists its product as uncharacterized. Bases 319 to 1059 code for a protein of 246 amino acids. The record is from RefSeq and is a predicted model, not a curated record. The transcript has a single exon. Lineage: Eukaryota; Fungi; Ascomycota; Dothideomycetes; Pleosporales; Didymellaceae.